Messenger RNA from Porites lobata, 17422 nucleotides. The record is from the annotation of a GenBank genome assembly. Lineage: Eukaryota; Metazoa; Cnidaria; Anthozoa; Scleractinia; Poritidae.
GGUCCACUGGCUUGUUCUUCCGAUUGGUAUCUCAGUGGGUCAUCAUGCUACAAAGAAAAUAAAAAAAAUACAUGGAUAGAUGCUCAAAAGGCAUGUUUUGACUUCGGAGGAGGUCUGGUGACGAUAGAUAAUUACUAUCAGCACCUAUUUUUCAUUUUUUUCCUGGAACUUUCUGGUGUAAGGAAAGCGGAAAUAGGUGUAAGUACGAGUUAUUUACUGCAGGCAUCACCAUGUGUUAAAAUCAAGCGUAAAGACAUGCUUACUCAUAUCUUCUUCUUCUUGCUGAGUUGUUUGAAUAUUCUCCUAUGCAUGAUUGUUCUGAUCACAGGAACAAAACAGUUAGUAGCCCAUUCUCCACUUUAAAAAAUACCAUAAUAAUCCUUUUGUCCCCCCCCAAAAUUUUGCAUAACGAUUGUUUUCUUAGAAUCGUCUCAAAACAAACUGAAACUACAAUGGCUAUGCAAAAUGUUUUUGCGGGGGACAAAAAGAUUAUUACGGUAUUUUCUAAAGUGGCCAAUACUUUUCUUCCAUACGAUUGUUGAGAUACAGGAAUUUUGCUACCAUGAUAAGGUGACGUCACACUUCUCUCUAUUGUUGUGCAAUGUUUAGUAAUAGUGCACCGUCUGUCAAUCUAGGCUUACUAAAAAAGACGUAAAAAAAGCACUACCGUUAUUUUAAAGGUGGAUGGCAGUGAUUUGCAGCAUUUUUCGAUUAAUGCGACAAUAACAAACGCCUCAUGAUUAGUGACGAGGCUAUAAAAACUUUUUGACAAGUUUUCAUGUUUUAAAGUACCCUUAAUGAUAGCCUUAAGGUGGCUCGACCCGAAUGAUUAUCUUAGUACAGUAUUCGAUGAUGUUGUUAGCCUGGGCGGGAGCUGCAGAAACAAUUUCCUCCCACCGUCCUCACGGGAAAAGCUUCAACUUGUUAUAAUUCUCUCCCUGCGUGUGAAAAUUCUCUCCUUGCAAGAAAGGGAUGUGCAAUUUGUAAAUCGCCCGUAAAAUUGACACAAUCACUUGGAUAGUAACAAAAGCUUUAUAUGCAUUGUCCAAUAGAAAUAAUACUGAUUUUAAUUUGCUUUGCAAGUGCUUUGCAAGUUUUAAGAGACAGAAAAUUACUGUUUAUAAAUAAAGGUAAAUAUAUAUAUAUAUAUAUAUGUAAAACAAGAAACUUGGGGCAAAAUUAAUGACUCCAAACUAAUGCCAAUCAUUUCUUAUUUUAUAAGGCUAACUUGCCUAUCCAUCCCCGGCUCCGGCAGACCUGAAUGAACCCCCAUUUAAUAUGGGGGUCUUGUUUGUACUUAACUAGAUUUGUUAAUGUCUUGUCUGUAUCCAUUUUUAAGUACGUGUGGGUUGACAACACCAGGAACUCAUCAAAAUGUAGACGAAUGAAGACAGGCCCUCAAAUGAUUGAAGAGCCCGACAACUGUGAAGGUCUCUACAUGAACUAUGUUUGUGAAAGGCCAGCCGCCUCAACUAUAAGUAAAUACCAAUUUUAUAUGAUCCAAUUCUAUUAAAUGUUUAGUUAAUGCCCGGGGGGACUGAUGCUUCCCCAUAUAAAAAGACGGGGAUACUUGACGCCUUGUUUAGGGGUACGGGUAAAUUGCAGAUCAGUUUAGUGUCAUUACUCGAGUUAAGGACUGAGAGCCAUACUUGGACCCACACAAGUAUCGUUAAGGGCUUUGCGCGAAGAAAUGACGGAUAAAGAAGAAGAAAAGAAGACACAGUUAAUAGGCACAAUUCAAACGUCGAACUUUUCAUGUACCGAACUUGAUACCUGUUAAAUGAUAUAGGUUCAACGGUUGUUUCGGACGUUUAAUAGCCAAAAUAUUUUACAGACAUUGGUUGUCUUUACACUAGGCUGUCGAGUAAGACUUAAGAGCCGUUAAGUUUUACUUAACCAAAAAUUCGUGUGUGAAGGGCUAAGUAAGAUCUCAAGUAACUUUGCUUAGCAUCUUAUUAAAGUCGGAAAGUUGAAACGAUUCAAGAAAGUUUCAAGCGACUUGAAAACCAUCCUUAUGACCGACUUAGCUUACUUGCGGUUUUGCGGUUUCUUGAGCUUGAGAAAGGCGAGACAUGUCAAUCAAUCUUAAUUUUGUUGUGUGGGAAUAUAACCUGAAGGAAAUUUACUUGAAGUAAUUAAAAUUUACUUGUCUUGAAACAUGUCUUAGCUUAUUUAGGCUCUAGUGUAAAGACUACCAUUCUCUUACCCUGGGAACGAGGUUGUAAGGGAGUCAUAGUUUUAGUCUUAGUAUUCAAAUCUGGUGACUGACCAGUUCUUUAAUUUUCCCAACUUCGCUCGCACUUGGAUUGAGCUGAAGAUUUUUAAUUCCUACAGACCAUUGAGCUUGAAAAGCCCGCGAAAUGACGCAGACAACACAGUAAUUAGAAAUUAGAAAUUAGAAAUUAAAACCCGCCUACUAAAUGCGUACCGCGGUCACAGGCAAAGGAAAAGUUUCAGAACACUACUUAUCUCCAUUUUUUUCCAAUCACCUGGAGAAAAUGGCUCAAUUUCUUUUUCCUGGCUGGCUAAUUAUCAGUUAUCUUUUGCUGUGAAAAAAGGAAGAAAUAGACAUUCCUGGCUGGGAAAAUGACUUUUUGGUAAAAAUCCUAGCUGGGAAAAGCUCUUAAGGUAAAGAUCCUGCCUGGAUAUUGUACUUUAGCUGGCUUUGGGGAGCGGAUAUAAUUUUCCCACAGAAGUUACUAAUCAACCAAAAAACACUUAGUGACUGUCAAAAUAUUAUUGGAGACGAUAUCCAAUCACUUUCGAAUUUUUUCUCGUUGAGUACUCGUGACUGUUAACGCAGCGGAAUUGCAAACUGUACAAUGCCGCCAGUUGUCACGCCAGGAGUCUUCACGACGCUUUUGCGAGACACCUAAGGUCCUUGAGUUAAAGUACUGCUUUUACCGACAAAGUAUGGAGGGGGACAUGGGGGUUUACGGUAUUGCGGUAUUGGGCUUUUUUUCAUGCGGUAUUUCGGUAAUUUUAAUUUUAACGUGCGGUAUUGCGGUAUCAUCUAGCUCUGCGGUAUGCGGUUUUCAUCAUUUUGGCUGACGGUAUUCGGUGAAAUAAGAUUGUUCACGGUAUUACGGUACCGUUUAUUUGCGCUUUCCUUUCGAUACAAUACGCAAAACAAAACACAGUAAGACAUAAAGGUCAAUAAAAGUUAAUAUUUAGAAGUCUUGAGACAUAACGGUAAAUGAUUACACCAUUUGUGGGUCAUUUUGUGACAGUUAAUGGUCGAUAAUAUACAAUGUGAUUGUUGUUGCAUCCAGUGAUAAUGAGUCGUCUCAAGUUACCUUACCAGGCUUGUCGAUCUGUGUACCUGUGCCGGUAAUUCGAGGUCUUAAACGUUUUCUCACAAUGUCUGAGGUCGCUGAGGUUGAAGACGGCGUGGUCAUUAUUGACUGUGUGGCAAUUUUUUAUGAAGAGGGCGAAGGAGGCGAACAUUUUCGCAACAAGAAUAAGUUUAGAUGUUGGGUUUCGAGAAUUGAAAAACGCCUUGUAAAGUUAAAAGCGAAAAUUUGGUAAGUUUGCCUCUUAACAGCGCGGCGUCAUCCUCGGAGACCCGGGGCAGAUAAAGGGGGCGAGGGAAAGUCUAAACGGGCGGAAAAAUAUAUAUGGAACGAAGAAAAGUAAAGAACGGCGAGAAGAGCCCCUGGGACAAUGUCUUACCAGACCAGUUCCAAACGGUCGCCGCCGUUCUGGCUUCUGAUUGGUGCCAGAAAACUUGUGUUUUUCUGGCACCAAUCAGAAGCCAAAACGGCGGCGACCGUUUGGAACUGGUCUGGUAAGACAUUCCGCCCGUUUAGACUUUCCCUCGUCCCCAGUAUCUGCCCCUGGGUCUCCGAGGAUGGCGUGGCGUGUGAUCUGACCCCUGAGAGACUGACGUGCUAGACUAGACUCACUUUAUAUCGAAACUCGCACUAGACGUGCGUGGAAAGGGUUUUGGUUGGUUUGUUUUUCGCGGUUUCAAGAGUUAUUUUUAUUGGAGUUAAUUAGCUGUCGGGUCGAAAUACCAAAAGGCUGAACGAAUGUAGUUUACUUUUCAGUGAAAAUUUGCCGAAAAUUGCGAACUACCAAAAUAUUAAAAAAAAACAUGGACAUCUGGUGCAUAAAUGCUUGAGAUAAUUAAACGCGCUAGAUGGAAGCAACCAUAAGUAUGCGCAACCGAUUAUAAAUGUGAUUAAAAUAUGCGGUAUCGGUAUUUAGACGAUUUUCGACGCGGUAUUUCGGUAUUUGCCAUUUUUUCUUACAGUAUUGCGGUAUUGGGUACCCCCCAAUGUCCCCCUCAGUAUGUCAAAACCAUGCUUGUUUUCCUCGAAUUUAUUUUUCAGUUCCUCAUAAAUAAAGCUCUACCAGCGUCCACCGGAGAAUUUUAUGGGCAAAAAUGUUAAGGAUAAAUAAAUUGAACGAUUUUGUUUAAAAUUAGUUGUCGUUGCGCAAUAGAUAACGCCUUGACCUUGCACGUCGAAGGUAGGAGGCUUGACUCCCACUAGAGAAAUUUUUUUUUUUGGUCGUUUUGUUUGGUUUUGCUUUUUUCUCAAAACAUAUUUUCAUUUUUUUGACAAACUUAAAAUACACCGCUAGACUAAUUGCAAGUUCAUUAUCAACUUUUAUUCCUAAAAUAAUUAAUCCACGAGUUACCCAUAGGAAUGGCUAACUAAAUUUAUUAAAGAUAGGGGUUAGUAGUAAUAGUCGCUACUGGGUGGCACGACCAAUCAGAAUCGAGUAUUCAAACACGUGACUGAAUUAAUUAACUCUCGACCAAUCAGCGUCCAGGAUUUCAUAGGGUUAGUACUACAUGUAAAACCAUCACGAAAAGUCUCCCAACAUCCCCCCGUCGUGUAAGACACGCGAAAAGUCACGUUUCAACCAAUUUUAUUCUGAGGUCAUACCUAGCGUUACAAUCGGGACGUGUGUGACCUCCUAGUGACGUCACGCCCAUUUCGUUUUAAAAAGUUUAAAAAGUCAUCAAAAAAAUGGCCGGGAAAGCGGUGGUUCGGUGGCCAUCGCCGGUAUUGGCAAGAAGUUCUCGCUUUCGGCCAAUGAGUCCAGUCAGCCAGGUGGGACUCGAGGUUUACAGGUUCGAAUCCUGUCGGGAACGGUUUUUUUUUAUUAUUUACAAAUCUAAUAAAAUAUCUACAUUUUGUGCGUCGCACUCUGUCAACACUCGGUAUCCAAAAGGAUAACUGAUUUGGCUAAUGGUUACAUCAUCACUUAACGUGUAGUCUACCAAAUUGUCUCUGUAACUUAGAUCUUGUUUCGUAGGUAGGUCCUUUUUCAGAUGAUACAAUUAACAUAUUUUGUUGUAAUCUUCGCUUGAACAAAUUGUUCAUUUCCAAUAAGGCAUCAGGAUAAUCGUAGAUAUUGCGUAACAAUGGCAGUUCUGCUGAUCAACGUGGGUUUCAUAAUCUGCUUCUCCGUCAUUUCCUCACACCAUACUUUUUGAAAUGCAAUCCGUUGUAGCUGUAGUUUGUUGGAAAACGGACCACCAUAAGAGAAUUAUUUCUCAGCCAUAGUUGUCUUUGGACAAACACGCCGCCGGUUGAUUAUGCAAAAAUCUUCAACUUAAGACCAGGUAUUGUGUAAAAAAAAAUGCAAUUAAGAAUUAGCCGUUUAGCUUUUGUCAUUUUUAAAAAAAUAAGCGAUUAAGACAUUGAGUUCCAACUUCGAAAAAAGUCAAGGAAUGUUGUUUCACAACCAUCUAGACCAAGUUGUAUUUCUUUGCGAAAUUGUAAUUCUCUGUCUAUCGACAAACCUAUGAAAUACCUGUCGCAAAAACUACAAGACGAUUCAGAAAAAGAGGGCUCUUUUAACCCUGAUUGGAUAGUGAACAAUCUAUUAUGUGUUCAACAUACAAACGCGGUCUCUGUUCAAUCAUGAUUUCAUUCUUAAAAGUUCAGUUUGCUCAGAAAAAAGUCUUAACUCUCACCAACAUUCUUUGAAACAUUGUCCAUCGUCAAAGGAUAGCCAGUUUUAUUGGACAUGUAUUCUAACUGACUUAUGCGGCUUUGGUUGACAAACUCAUCCGACAAGAAAAGCUGAAUCACUGCGACGGUUGUGCUAUUCAACACCCAAGUCAAAACCAACAUUCUUGCCUCAUGAUGGAUAAUGAUGACGCAUGGAAGUAUUACCACGAUGAAGUGGUGGAACAAAUUGACCUGAAUUCUAUGUUGAACGCUACCGAAAGUAUAUGCAGUGCUCUCGGCUUCAAACUAGAUAAAUCAUGGGAAGCGUACUGCCAAAUAUUGUCGUGGACCAGUAUUUACCUCGCUUCUCUGGAACUUGAUGUUGUCCAGCAGGGUGAUGAUCUUCAAAGCCGUAUUUUAUACGCUGUAUACUACCGACCAAAUGGGCUCAAGUGGAAGGAUUUCAGUGAUCAACAAGAAACAAUAGAAUGCCCUGAUAGAGUCGUGAGAAAAGAAGAACACCAAUGGACCUUGACAUGAUAAUAAAUGACAUUCAAAAUAAGCUUUGUUUCUAAAAGUAAUAAAAUUUCUUCAUGAUGACUAAAAUUUCGAGUCGGUGUGUCUUUGUCUCUGUCUUUGUCAAGAUGGGGCUUUCUCUGUCUUUGCUUCGGGUCGACUUUUCUCUGUAUCCCAUUGUAUAAUAUACUAAACACGGUUUGUUGGCUGUCUAGCCGCGCGCGCGUGUGUGCGCCACGCGCGAUUCAAUCACCCGCGUAAAGGAAAAACACAGUGAUAUACAAGGCCCUUGUGGCCCCUGUGGCCCCUGUGGCCAGUUCUCAAUAGUCAUAAACUUCGUGUCAUUAGCGGUUUUAUUCACUUGAUAUCGAACCUUCGUACCGUGAACAUCAUGGGUAAGCGUGUAUCUCGUCAUUGCCCGAUACCGGGAUGUCACUCUAAAUUUUUAGUUCGAUUAGCAAACCAUUUGGCUCAGGUACACGAGCUGUCUGACUUAGAGAGAAAAUAUUGGCUCCAGUUUGCUAAAUUACAAAAUACCAGCAUGGUUCGAGUUUAUGAUAAAGAUACUCCGCCAAAGACCAUUUCGCUAUAAAUAAGAGCAAACGCAGUUGAACCGGUCAGUUGUCAACAUGGACCCAAGGUGGAAACACCCCUUUCCUGCUAUUGUAGCUGGCCCGACUUGUUGUGGAAAAAGUCAUUUUGUCAAACACCUGUUGGAAUCUGGAAAAGAAUUAAUAGACGGAGCUCCUGAAAAUAUCAUUUGGUGUUAUGGAAUAUACCAACCGGCUUAUGAUGAAAUGCUAAGGACUAUUCCCAACAUCACGUUCGUCGAAGGAGUUCCUGGUGAUUUAGAAUCUAUGAUAAACCCAACCAUUCGGAAUUUAGUGGUCAUUGACGAGUUAAUGCAGGAGCUUAGCAAUGAUCAAAGAAUUACCAAUUUGUUUACUAAGGGCUGUCAUCACCGAAAUUUAAGCGUUAUUUUCAUUCUUCAAAAUAUUUUUCACCGGGGAAAAGAACUGAGAGACAUGAGUUUGAAUUGCCAUUAUUUGGUGAUGUUCAAGUCUCCGCGAGAUAGCAGUCAAGUCAGUCACUUGGCGAAACAGAUGUUUCCCGGUCAUGUCAAAUACAUGCAAGAAGCGUUUCAGGAUGCGACAAAACGCCCUUAUGGCUACCUGUUAUGCGACCUCAAACCGGAAACACCUACCGACUUCCGGUUGCGCACAAACAUUUUCCCUGGGGAGACUCAGCUCGCCUAUGUCAGAAAGGUAUAAAAAAGCUCGGUCGUAGUGAUUGAUAUCAGUUGAGUAUGGCCCAGCGACUAAGAAAGAACCACGAUUUUCUUAAGUUCCUCGUCAAGUGUACCCCAGCUGAACGUAAAGCAAUUUUGAAAGCAGCCGACGACGCUUUAGUAAAAACGAUUUGUGAGUGUGUAUUCAACGUACUUAAAGAAACAGUCCCUGUCAGUAAACCGGCAAAGAGAAAACUUCUUAAGCACAACAAAGGCUUGACUGCUCUAGCUGAAAAGAGUACCCCGCUAAACAAGAAAAAGCAAAUCUUGAUACAACACGGAGGAAACUUUUUAAGUGUUUUGCUACCUCCCGUUCUUCGAGUGUUGAGCUCGCUUCUUAGUUAAGAUGAAUCAUACAAGACGCAUGGUUCUCGUUCCUGAAAACACUCUGGAACGAUUGCAGCAACGCCAGCAGAUAUUAACACCACCUGUAACACAAACUCUGAAAAAUCUUGGAUAGCCAAAUGGGGGAUAUUUUAGAAAGUAAACAACUUGGUGAUGAGGAAAAGGCGAAGCUUUACAAUCAGGUGUUGCAACGGUACUUGACUUAUUACGAUCAGCGGAAAGGCCAGCCUCUCCAUGUAAAGUUAACGACCCCUAAAACAACAGAAACCCCCAAACCAGCUGAGAACGCAGAAUCUACAGAGGAAGCUUCUCCAGAUAAUUCUCUUCCAACAGCAGUAGAGGAAGAGGUCUUGAAAAGUGUACCCAAAAUUUACAAAGCUGGGGCUUUACAGUUGUUGGAUAAAAUUAAAAAACACCAGGAUGUGUUGCAUUGGAAUGAUAAAGGAGAGCUGUUGUAUGAAAACAAACCAAUCCCAGGUUCUCAUGUGGUCGACCUAGUCAUUGCGUCACCGAAAAGGAUUUGAACCAGUGGGGUGGUCCGUGUUUGCGAGGGGCCUGGCGCGAAUGAAUGUCCCCGAAAACUUGGUUCGUAAUCCCCAACGUCAGAGUGCCAUAAGAGUCCUUCGCGUUGGCUACCCACCCCACCUGUGACGUUAUCUUCUGUCAAAAAGCAGAGGCGCAGAGUCGAGAGUCCUCGCCCUCAGGCUGUUCGAUGGUUACGAUUAUAAAUCAUGACAAGAGACUUUUUUUAUUGUGAAACACAAAACUUUAUUUUGUAAUUCAAUAAAAUGUGUUGAAAAGAAAUUACAUGGUGUCUGUUUACUGAACUUAGUGUUGUGCUUUUGCUCUUUGCUUGUUUACAUCAGUACGAUAUUUCGGAAAACCUAUAGGAAAAUGUUUUUCAAUAAAUCGUUUUACGAGACUAUCAUUUUUACUUGUGUUUUUAGAAAAAAGAUGGACAAUAGCACUCAUACUUAUUUGCCGAGCACGAUAUAAAGCAAAAUACAAACAGUAAUGUCCGCAGACUUUUGAAUAGAUGCUUUGUAAUGUCACAGUAUUAAAAGUCCACUGGUUAGAAUUGUUGUUUAAAAAGGCAGUAAAUGUUCCUGAAUAUUUGCUGGGUAGUGAUCCGUAAGAAUCGAAAAAUUCUCCCUCUUGCUCCUUGGUGAAAUAAAAGGCCACCCAAUGCGAACCUGGCUUGUCACUCGUAUCUACAUUGGCGAUAAACAGGCUGGGUAAUGUGAAACACUUGCAGGCAGCUGGUCUGAGGGAUACACGCCUUGAAACAAACCUCGUGUAAAUUUAUCCUUUCUCAAAAUAAGGGCCGGGUCAGUUGAAUAGUGUCCAUUUUUAGUUUAUGUAGUCGAACAACACGUUGCGGUUCCCGUCAAUUUCAAUCACGUUUUGGAAUUCAGCGGACACGAUAAGGUUAACCGUAUUGGCCAGUUGUUCCUUGAAAUGAAGCUCAGCGCGCAGGUUACCUUGCUUUAUUAGCUCAAAAUGGUCACCUGAGCAGUGGUCUGGGGACAAGUCAAAGCAGAAUGCUGUGUAACCAGAGCCAUAAUCGUUUCUACUGAUUUGAUUACCCGCAUCUUGGGAUAGCUUUCCAGUGCCUGAGAACAGGCUUUGAUAGCCCGCUAUUACAUUUUGACCUCUAGCUUCGUCAAAAUUCAAGAACAGGGGUUUCCGAGGAAUUUGCUCUCCGUCCACAUAGACACCCACUUGAGUUAGAAUGUGGUGUUUGAAGUUGAACGGGUUGGUACUGUAAGUUCCAUUAUAUGCCUGAGUAUCCACUAAGACCAGCACGAUUUCGUUUAGGAAUGUGACCCAAAAAGAUGUCGGGAUUAAAACUGCUAAAUCCUCUUGGAACAGACAGCACUUUACAAUCGAUUCGGCGAACCGGGUACUUGGCGCUGGAGUGUUUUAGUGCAGCCGCAUGGCCAAGUAUAAUAGAGGAGGCCAAUUUCACCCGGCGAACGAACAAGAUGGCUUCUGUGAUUACCACCUUGAAAGUUGGAGCGGCUGCUGAUGAAAUUAGACAAAACGAGUUCUUGGCUCGGUUCAGUUUGAUUCUUAAAUUCACUCCAUUUAGCAUCAACCGGUCUUGAAAGAAAAUGUCGCUAUGAAUGGACCCCAUCAUAUCCACAAUAUGACUUUCUUUAGUGAAAUCAUAGCGAACCUUUAACCCCUUGUUUGCAGCAUCGUCUGCAGCCACAGGGUUGGCAACAUCCAUUUUUCCAGGGGUAUCUUUGUAAAACAUGGCCAUAGAAAGUUGACUUGUUUUUGCUUCUUCUCCGUAGUUUAGCAAGGUUUCGAUCAUGGCGCGAUAAGGGUAGGUAUUGGUGGAUGGAGAGAUGAAUCGCUCGUUCAAGGAAACGUCCACUUGGGAAAACAGGGAAUGUAAAAACAGGUUCAAGGGACCUACUUGUGUAUCGGCGUCUAUGGAGAUUCCAUUUGCUUUUGUGAUCUUGGCUUUAACAAAUAACUGAGUACGUGCCAAGUCCAAAUACUCAUCUCCAGUUCCGGAAACAUAAAAUUCGAUCGGACCACUGUCCGUGAUGUUACUGAUGGGGUGGUACUCGAUCCAUUGCCCUUUGGAGAUAGAGGUUUGUGUUGCAGGAAUCGUAAAGAGAUCCAACUCUGAUUUCGUACAUUCCUGAGACUCGUGAUGCACAAAGGCCAUAGUUACUUCCAGAAAGAAAAUUUCUCUUUGGGCUUCUUUUGCUGCGGAGAUGUUUUUGCUUUCUUGCCUUGAGGCGAACUGAUUUUGGUUCCUUGCCCUUUUCUUUUUAUAGCUUUUUGCCAGCUCCUGAUUGUGCCUGCAAUGAAUUCUGAGAAGGUAGACCGAGGGCUUGUUUCGUGCGCUUGUGGACUGCUGUUUUAAUGUUAUCUCCAUCAAGAACAUCUUGGACGACAUUGACACCUGUUUGUAAAGCCUUUUUUCCAAUCACCUUAGCACCCUGUUGAAGGUGAGGUAUCGCCCAGCGAAACAGACCACUGAAUAUGGACCCUAGUCCAUAACCACGCUGAAAUCGAGCACCGUGAAACGCUGGUAAACUCGCACCUUUUUGUUUGGCUUGAUUAACAUAGUACUGUUCGUACAACUUGUGAUUUGGAGUGUGGAGUUUUUUCAUCUUUAAAAGUACUGAGGUGCACUUUGACGAAAAUGAAGUGUUAACAACACUCUCCCAGACUCAAAUGGUACAGACUCCCCUGUGUCUGUCUUUAUAUUGACUUCGACAGUUUCAAAUUGCUUUCUGCUGACAGGUAAAUAUUGGGGGGGCAAAAAUGAUUUACUGACUCGUUCCCCAACCUUUCCUUCUACAGGAACAAUUCGAAGCAAAGGUGCCAAUGCAUCUCCAACAUAUUGUGACUGAAUAAGAUCACAGUAAAUGAAAAGGUCGUGAAAGCCGUAUUCCAAAUCCACUUGUCUUUCAGCGGUAGAGGUAUUAGAAAUAAUUUCUUCUGGUGAAAAUCCCAGCAGGUACCCAAUGUUACCAAAGAAAAGUUCUACGUUAUUUUGUAGGCGAACAGUCACCUUUCUAGUGAAGGCAUCGUAGGAAAAUGUCACGUCGUCAUUGAAACGCUUUACAUUCUCGAUCAGCCCUUUCAUCUUUGAUAAGAUUUCUCCAAUGGAAGAAUAAUGACCUGGUGGUACAAUUAGGGCUUCCCAUACUCCGGACAAUUCUUGGUUCCGAAGGUAGAAUCGAUUACCAAAAUUUUCUUGGACAUUAUUCCAGCUGUGAGGAUAGUGAAUUUCCGUUAACGCUACUUCCCAGUCCCCCGUCAAGCUAACGGUCUGAGGUAAAAUAUUUGUACAUCUUAUUCUUAAAUGUUCGGUUAAAACGCUCAACAACUGAGGCUUUGAGCCCAGAGUUAACAGUGAAAAAGGCAAUGUUGUUCAGUCACGCAGAAAUUUCUGGAACACGAGAUUCUUGAACUCUGUUCCUUGAUCUGUUUGCAGUUUGAUGGGUUUGCGACCAGUAGAAAGCAUCUUUUGAAAAGCUUUGACCAGUUCCUGACCUUGUUUUGUCUUCAACGGUAACAAAAACGCGUACUUACUGAAGAUAUCUAUACAAGACAGUAAGUAUUUAUAGCCCUUGUUGUAGCGACUGAGAUUUUGGAGGUCGACCAAAUCCGCUUGAAAUUGCUCAUCUAUUCCAGACACGAUGACUCGACUUCUCUUGUAGCGUCUUCGCGCGGGUUUGUGAAGAGUAUAAACAUCUUGCUGACUCAACCAAUCUCGGACUUGUUUACGCGAUAUCUUGUUCUUUCCUUUCUCUUUGACGGCUCUGUAAACAGCAUCUAAGCCACCGAAACUUGCGGGUUGUCUUGGGUCGAGGUAGAUGCUGGCUAGUUUUUUCUCCAUGACAAAAUUCCGAGUUUUGUACAACCACUUUACCACCGCAGCAAGCUAAUACACAACGUAUGCGACUGAAAAUGUGUUCAAAACCAAAAGUGGAUGAUGGCGGACAGCAACCCAUCACUAGUGUUUACCUGAACGGUAAAAGAUGUAAUGACUUCUCUCUCCCUGGUGCUCCUUUAUAUAGCUACUGUCGAAUCUGGGUGAGAGUGGGAACAAGAAGGUGAAAUAGUAGUUCCCAUUCCUCCUCGGUUAAUUCUAGCUGAUCCGCGAAGUUCAAAAAUACCACCAAUUGUCCCCAGUUUACUUUUGAAAAGACCUCAGAGUGGAGUUUUUUCAACCUUUCUAGACUCGAACCCGGCAGAUCUUUAAAUUUUUGUUGAAGCAUUUCCAUUUCACUUGAAGACACUUUCAAUGUUUUGGCUUGUGCGCGAUACAGAGAAAAGUCGAUCCGAAGCAAAGACAGAGAAAGCCCCAUCUUGACUAAGACAGAGAAAAACACACACUGACUCACAAUUUAGUCAUGAAGAAAUUUUAUUACUUUUAGAAACAAAGCUUAUUUUGAAUGUCAUUAAUUAUCAUAGUCAAGGUCCAUUGGUUGACACGAAGUUUAUGACUAUUGAGAACGGGCCACAGGGGCCACAGGGGCCACAAGGGCCUUGCAUAUCACUAUGUUUUUCCUUUACGCGGGUGAUUGAAUCGCGCGUGGCGCACACACGCGCGCGCGGCUAGACAGACAACAAACCGUGUUUAGUAUAUUAAACCAUAUUCAUUUACAAACUAUGAACAAAUGACAUUUUUUUACACAUAAAGGAAAACUCUUUAUAUACAAUGCGAUACAGAGAAAAGUCGAUAACAGGUAGCCAUAAGGGCGUUUUGUCGCAUCCUGAAACGCUUCUUGCAUGUAUUUGACAUGACCGGGAAACAUCUGUUUCGCCAAGUGACUGACUUGACUGCUAUCUCGCGGAGACUUGAACAUCACCAAAUAAUGGCAAUUCAAACUCAUGUCUCUCAGUUCUUUUCCCCGGUGAAAAAUAUUUUGAAGAAUGAAAAUAACGCUUAAAUUUCGGUGAUGACAGCCCUUAGUAAACAAAUUGGUAAUUCUUUGAUCAUUGCUAAGCUCCUGCAUUAACUCGUCAAUGACCACUAAAUUCCCAAUGGUUGGGUUUAUCAUAGAUUCUAAAUCACCAGGAACUCCUUCGACGAACGUGAUGUUGGGAAUAGUCCUUAGCAUUUCAUCAUAAGCCGGUUGGUAUAUUCCAUAACACCAAAUGAUAUUUUCAGGAGCUCCGUCUAUUAAUUCUUUUCCAGAUUCCAACAGGUGUUUGACAAAAUGACUUUUUCCACAACAAGUCGGGCCAGCUACAAUAGCAGGAAAGGGGUGUUUCCACCUUGGGUCCAUGUUGACAACUGACCGGUUCAACUGCGUUUGCUCUUAUUUAUAGCGAAAUGGUCUUUGGCGGAGUAUCUUUAUCAUAAACUCGAACCAUGCUGGUAUUUUGUAAUUUAGCAAACUGGAGCCAAUAUUUUCUCUCUAAGUCAGACAGCUCGUGUACCUGAGCCAAAUGGUUUGCUAAUCGAACUAAAAAUUUAGAGUGACAUCCCGGUAUCAGGCAAUGACGACAUACACGCUUACCCAUGAUGUUCACGGUACGAAGGUUCGAUAUCAAGUGACUAAAACCGCUAAUGACACGAAGUUUAUGACUAUUGAGAACGGGCCACAGGGGCCACAGGGGCCACAAGGGCCUUGUAUAUCACUGUGUUUUUCCUUUACGCGGGUGAUUGAAUCGCGCGUGGCGCACACACGCGCGCGGCUAGACAGACAACAAACCGUGUUUAGUAUAUUAAACCAUAAAACUAUGAACAAAUGGAUACAGAGAAAAAAACUCGACCGAUACAGAGAGAAAAGACCUAAAGACAGAGAAAGCCCCCAUCUUGACAAAGACAGAGACAAACACACACCGACUCAAAAUUUUAGUCAUCAUGAAGAAAUUUUAUUACUUUUAGAAACAAAGCUUAUUUUGAAUGUCAUUAAUUAUCAUGUCAGGGUCCAUUGGUGUUCUUCUUUUCUCACGACUCUAUCAGGGCAUUCUAUUGUUUCUUGUUGAUCACUGAAAUCCUUCCACUUGAGCCCAUUUGGUCGGUAGUAUACAGCGUAUAAAAUACGGCUUUGAAGAUCACCACCCUGCUGGACAACAUCAAGUUCCAGAGAAGCGAGGUAAAUACUGGUCCACGACAAUAUUUGGCAGUACGCUUCCCAUGAUUUAUCUAGUUUGAAGCCGAGAGCACUGCAUAUACUUUCGGUAGCGUUCAACAUAGAAUUUAGGUCAAUUUGUUCCACCACUUCAUCGUGGUAAUACUUCCACGCGUCAUCAUUAUCCAUCAUGAGGCAAGAAUGUUGGUUUUGACUUGGGUGUUGAAUAGUUCAACCGUCGCAGUGAUUCAGCUUUUCUUGUUGGAUGAGUUUGUCCACCAAAGCCCCAUAAGUCAGUUAGAAUACAUGUCCAAUAAAACUGGCUAUCCUUUGACGAUGGACAAUAUUUCAAAGAAUAUUGGUGAGAGUUAAGACUUUUUCCCGAGCAAACUGAACUUUUAAGAACGAAAUCAUGAUUGAACGGAGACCGCGUUUGUAUGUUGAACACAUAAUAGAUUGUUCACUAUCCAAUCAGGGUUAAAAGAGCCCUCUUUUUCUGAAUCGUCUUGUCGUUUUUGCGACAGGUAUUUCAUAGGUUUGUCGAUAGACAGAGAAUUACAAUUUCGCAAAGAAAUACAACAUGUUCUAGAUGAUUGUGAAACAACAUUCCUUGACUUUUUUCGAAGUGGGAACUCAAUGUCUUAAUCGCUUAUUUUUUUAAAAAAGACAAAAGUUAAACGGCUAAUUCUUAAUUGCAUUUUUUUUUACACGAUACCUGGUCUUAAGUUGAAGAUUUUUGCAUAAUCAACCCGCGUCGUGUUUGUCCAAAGACAACUAUGGCUGAGAAAUAAUUCUGUUAUGGUGGUCCGUUUUCCAACAAACUACAGCUACAACGGAUUGCAUUUCAAAAAGUAUGGUGUGAGGAAAUGACGGAGAAGCAGAUUAUGAAACCCACGUUGAUCAGCAGAACUGCCAUUAUUACGCAAUAUCUACGAUUAUCCUGAUGCCUUAUUGGAAAUGAGCAAUUUGUUCAAGCGAAGAUUACAACAAAAUAUGUUAAUUGUAUCAUCUGAAAAAAGGACCUACCUGCGAACCAAGAUCUAAGUUACAGAGACAAUUUGGUAGACUACACGUUAAGUGAUGAUGUAACCAUUAGCCAAAUCAGUUAUCCUUUUGGAUACCGAGUGUUGACAGAGUGCGACGCACAAAAUGUAGAUAUUUUAUUAGAUUUGUAAAUAAAAAAAAUACCGUUCCCGACAGGAUUCGAACCUGUAAGCCUCGAGUCCCACGUGGCUGGCUGGACUCAUCGGCCGAAAGCGAGAACUUCUUGCCAGUACUGGCGAUGGCCACUGAACCUCCGCUUUCCCGGGCAUUUUUUUGAUGACUUUUUAAACUUUUUAAAACGAAAUGGGCGUGACGUCACUAGGAGGUCACACACGUCCCGAUUGUAACGCUAGGUAUGACGUCAGAAUAAAAUUGGUUGAAACGUGACUUUUCGUGUGUCUUACAUGACGGGGGGAUGUUGGGAGACUUUUCGUGAUGGUUUUACAUGUAGUACUAACCCCAUGAAAUCCUGGACGCUGAUUGGUCGAGAGUUAAUUAAUUCAGUCACGUGUUUGAAUACUCGAUUCUGAUUGGUCGUGCCACCCAGUAGCGACUAUUACUACUGGGGUUACUCUGGCCGCCUUCAUUUGCUUGGGAAAAUCCCAGUUUCUAUCUGUUUUUAAUGCUUGAUAAUGAAGGCCAAACAAUACCUUUGGCCACUUUCGAUUACUUACACUUUCCUUUUGUUUACAAAUAUUUCACUCAACAAAUUUCAAAUCGUUUUGGCGUUUGGGGCUAGGGAAACGAGAGGAAGAUAAGACUCCGCUUCGAAAUUUGUCUUGGAUAUCUCCCUUGCCAGAUCAGGGCCGAUAGUUGUGAAAAAAAAAUUGUUGAUAGGUUUAACGAGUUGGUUUGCAGAAUUAAUUUUCAAUCUUAAUUUCAGAUGUUUCGAUUUUUUCAUUAUAUUAUUUGCGCGAUGUUACCCCAUGUUUUGCGCGUGUUUCCUUUGCUCAUUUCCAGAUUAUCUGAAAUACUGCCGCUUAGCUACUUUAAUGGCAUUUUUUGUCUCAUACCUUUCUUUCGCCAAGCCUUCCGUAGUGACCUUGCAGGGGCACCCAAGGUCAAUUUUCGGAAAAUAGCUGUUCGGAAGUCGAUUUGAGAUCUAGAAUUUCCGGAACAUUUUUUGUAAAAUUUCUUGCUUGCCUGCCUCUCCUAGGAUUUUCGAACAUCUAAAAAAUGGUAUAAUUGCCCAUCUUUAACGGAUUUUUACCCUAAAAAGGUCACCUAGAAUUUUCGGGAACUUUUUUUCUGGCUGAAAUUUUCGAAAAUGUAAGUUUUGAUCCCUAUAAUUUUCGGAUUACUACACUUUCAGCUAGGAAAUCCGAACAGAUGAAAAAUUUUUAGGGAAAAAAAAUAUGCCCAUACCUACCGUUUAAGUAUUAAAAUACGUUUAACAAUGCUAUGUUUGAGUGAUUUCGAACUAUAUUCUCGUUGGGUGCCCCUGACCUUGUCAGAUAUUCUGUAUCUAAAACACCCACGUAAUAAGUAGUCUGCUACACAGCCGUUUUUAGUGUCGUCACGCAAUGCUCCUCCCCACUAACUUUGUGGGGAGGAGCGUUGCGUGACGACACUAAAAACGGCUGUGUAGCAGACUACGUAAUAAGGCGAGUACCCUCUCAGUUAUCCUGCAUUUCUCCACAGGCAGUAUUUGUUAUCAGAACCCAAACAACGACUCAUCGGAUACCAUCAAAGUCAACUGUUCAUUCCCAGAAAACCUUUGUUUCAAAUUUGACAACAAAACGGAGGAUAACGAACAAGUCACC